GAGACAAUAAUUUUAUAAAUUAUAAGGAAAAAAUCUUAUGAUUAUUAUAUUUUUGCCAUAUGAAGAAAUGGACAGACAUAUUUAAAUAUUUCAUCUGUGAAAUUAAGUUUUAACAGCUAAACAAAAGACGCCAUUGCUAUGUGCUGACUGUUGUUGAGAAUUGGUGCCUCUAGACUUGUUUUGAUCCAGUUUUUUUUUUUUUUUUUGGUUUUUUUUGUAUUGAAAUACUUAUCUGUGAUAUUUAGUUUAAUUUAGUCGAAAUGUCGGACCAGCAACAGUUUUUCUUAAAGUGGAACGAUUUCCAAUCCAACAUGGUUAGCUCUUUUAGACACCUUAGGGAUGAGAAAAGUUUUACUGAUGUAACCCUUGCCUGUGAUGGGCAGACUUGCAAAGCUCAUAAAAUGGUAUUGUCAGCUUGCUCACCCUACUUCAAGAGCUUAUUAGAGGAAAAUCCUUCUAAACAUCCUAUCAUUAUUCUUAAAGACGUCCCUUUUGACCACCUCCAGGCUAUACUUGAAUUCAUGUAUGCUGGAGAGGUCAAUGUUUCACAAGACCAGUUAUCUACCUUUUUGAAGACAGCAGAUCGGCUGAAAGUGAAAGGUUUAGCAGAGGCACCAAUCAAGAGAGAUAUGUGAGACUUUAAAUAAGAAAUAAUUGAAUUUAAUCUGUAUAUUAUCCAAGAAAAGUUAAUUAUUAAAAACACCUUGUUUUAAAGUUAUAUGAAGAAAACUGUUGAUCAGUUUGAUUUGUAAUUUGUAUAGUAGGUGUGUGUAUGUGUGUGUGACUGUAAGUGUGUUAGCUUGCUACAUUAUUUAGUUAAAUCAUUUGUUAAUUACAUAGUUAUUAUUCAUUGUGUAAUCUGUAAUAAUAUUCAGUUUUAAUGUGUAACUGAAGUGUACAUAAAAACCAGACAAAAUUAUUGCGUUUUUUAAUUUAAUUUAGUUAUAGACUGCCCUAGUAAGUAAUCCAUGGGAAACCCUAUCCCUGCUGUCCAUAAUUUCUUCCAAUCUCAUUGAGGUACAUAGCUAACUUCUAAUUUCUGUACUCCUUAUCUCUGACCCAUAUGUAUGUUCCUUCGCAAAACAAGUCAAGAUGCAAAUUUCUAGGAUUCUCUUUUUAAUUAAGUUAUUCACAGAUUAUUUAAAACACAAACUUAAAUAUUUUCACAUAUAAUAUUAAACUACCAUAAUGGCCGCUAUGAAGGAUAUGUAAUAAUUCUUACCAUAUAUUGAGUUUUCAUGUAGUAAAAAAAAAACAAAGAUAUGCUGCAAAACUUCAUAAUAUUCAGCAAAAGUGUUAUAUUAUAAAAUGAAAUACCUCAAAUUUACAAUUAUUUAUUAUGUAAUGUUAAUGUGUUAUUGACAAAACCAUUAAUAAAAGCCUUAUUAGCAAAACAUAACUCUUCAAAAUUAUCAGAAAUAAUGAGGUAGAAAAAAGUGUAAAAUUAAAAUAUGUAUGCAACAAGCAUCAUCACCAUUCAUAUAUCAUUAGUACUGAAUGUAAGCCUCCUGAAGUAGUAUUUUCCCCACUUCUCUGUUAUGUGCCAUAGCCAUUCAAUCAUGGGUGUUUAGGAUAUUCUACUGCCACUCCAUUUUGCCAUCUUGUUUUAGCUUUCCAAUGCAAUUCCUGUAGUACAAAAAGUGCAAAAAAUGUUCAGUAACUUUGUUAUGAUCCAUAACUAGGAUGUUAUAAAAAAGGAUCUUUUAAAGACUCACUUUGUUCUUUAAUUUAUAUAGUAUUUGAUUUAUAUUAGGUAGUAAAUUUAGUUUAAAUCCAUUUUCAAUCCAAGGAAUAAAAUUUCA
Nezara viridula (southern green stink bug) is the source of this 1802-nucleotide messenger RNA. Lineage: Eukaryota; Metazoa; Arthropoda; Insecta; Hemiptera; Pentatomidae. The record is from the annotation of a GenBank genome assembly.